This is a messenger RNA of Dipodomys spectabilis (banner-tailed kangaroo rat), 2684 nucleotides long. It is a transcript of the gene Leprotl1, whose product is annotated as leptin receptor overlapping transcript like 1. Lineage: Eukaryota; Metazoa; Chordata; Mammalia; Rodentia; Heteromyidae. Gene Ontology annotation, cellular component: endosome. Gene Ontology annotation, biological process: negative regulation of growth hormone receptor signaling pathway; late endosome to vacuole transport via multivesicular body sorting pathway. The coding region runs from base 96 to 491 and encodes 131 amino acids. The record is from RefSeq and is a predicted model, not a curated record. The transcript is spliced from 4 exons.
CUUCCGGGUGAUGUCUGGACGACGCCGCCGCGCGUCUCCAGUCUCCCGGCUGCCGCCGCCGCCUGGGUCGUGGAGGCUGCAGCGACGUCACCGCCAUGGCCGGCAUCAAAGCUUUGAUUAGUCUGUCCUUUGGAGGAGCAAUUGGGCUGAUGUUUUUGAUGCUUGGAUGUGCCCUACCAAUAUACAACAAAUACUGGCCCCUUUUUGUCCUCUUCUUUUAUAUCCUUUCACCUACUCCAUACUGCAUAGCAAGAAGAUUAGUGGAUGACACGGAUGCAAUGAGUAAUGCUUGUAAGGAACUUGCCAUAUUUCUCACAACAGGAAUUGUUGUCUCAGCUUUUGGACUUCCUGUUAUACUUGCCAGAGCAGAGCUGAUUGCGUGGGGAGCUUGUGCACUUGUUCUCACAGGAAACACAGUCAUCUUUGCAACUAUACUAGGCUUUUUCUUGGUCUUCGGAAGUAAUGAUGACUUCAGCUGGCAGCAGUGGUGAAAAAAAGGAGUUACUGAACUAUUGUCAUGUGGACUUCUUGUCCUCCGUUGGCCAUCAUGCUCAUAGAAGGGGCAGAAACGCCACUGGUGUAGCAAGCCUGUGGGGGGUAUUCUAGGUGCUCCCUCCUCACUUUUAUUGUAUGCAUACUAUUUUCACAGAGACUUGCUGAAGGAUUAAAAGGAUUUUCUCUUUUGGAAAAGCUUGAUUGAUUUCACACUUAUCUAUUGUAUGCUUCUCGUGGUGUCCUGCUGAAUCUAAAAUAUUGAUGUGUUUCUCCUACUCCCGUUCCUUUUUUAAUCAAUAUGCAAUGUUAAACAUUUUCUGAAUGUUAUAACCAUUUACAUUGGUUUAGAAAUUGAGAAUUCUGCUGGCUGCCUAACUGGGCUAAAGUAUGUAUUUUCUCAAAAUUAAUCUCCAUUCUUAUAAAAAAUAUAAGAAUAAGUUUUCAGUCAAGAUGAUACCACUCCCAAUUUUCUUCAUACAUGCAGACCAUUGGCAUACUUUGUGGACUAUCUACUCAGUGCAAAUAUAGCUGCAUUUAUACCUCAGAGGGGCCAAGUAUUAAUGCCCAUACCCUCCAUAAGGGAUGCUGGUUUUACUAGUAGACAGGUGUUUUCUGAAUUGAAAAUUAUUUUAUGGAAUUGCUACAAAAGAGUGCUUUCCUUCCUACUGGUUAGAAUAUGUUAAACUUCAAGGCUAGGGUGUAAAAAACAGAUUUUUUGAGAUAGUUUUUAUUUAUGUUUAUUACAGUCAAAAAUAGAGUGAGUUGCAGAGUGGGAAGAAAUGUUGAAAUUCCAUUGUUUGGAUGCUGUUUGUAUUUAUAAGUGAAACUUUGGAUCUUCUGUCAGCCUUUACAUUUUGCCAUAGGGAAAUUGACAUUUAUGGAGUGACUACUAAUGAGGGAGCUUUGUAUAUUGCAUCAUGUAUACCAAGAAAUCUUCCUCUGUUUCCUCCUUUUAACUUAUUUUGUAUGUUGUAUAUAUUAAGUAAAAGAACUUAUAUAGUUUAAUAAUACAUAGAAAUGUUUGAUUCACCUGGAAAUAAUUGCUAUGCCAAUUAUUGAGUGCCUCUUCCUUGCAAGGCCUCAAUAUGAUUAACAGGUCACUUGUUAUUCUGACAGAUAAUUCAUACAUUCACAAUUUAAGGUUUAGAUCGUGGUAAGGGUAGUUCUUAUUCUAAGGUUAUGUUAUGUGUCAUUUAGAAUUUAAGACAUUUCCUAUAUACCUCUGAAUUGUUUAGGUUUGGGUUUUGUCAUGAUAUAUCUGCUAUUUCCUUAUUCCUUAUAAAAGGUAUUUAUCAUAGGAAUUAAUGCAGAGUAGCCAAAUCCAGCUGUAGAUCAGCUUAAUAAGCAAACCUGACCAAAAAGUCCCAGUAACCAGGCAGGAUCAACUUAUAGUGGUUAUUUGCAUCUCAUGAUUAUUGGUACCUUUUUAGAAGCUGGUUAUGAAAACAUUCAUGUUAAUCUGACAGUAUUUUGUUAAGGAUAUUUGUAUGUUUAUUCAAUAUAUUUGCAUAAAAAUUGUUUUGCCUUCAGUCAAAACAGUAAUCAUGACAGCUUUCUUACAUUGUUUUAUAAGUUUUAUUUCUUAAGAAAAUGGGAACAAAUUUGUGAGUUGUUCAUCUUUUUACUAACGAUGCCUAAAGCUAUAGGAUUGGUUUGUUUUUGUUUUUGUGGGGUUGGUUUUGUCUGGCCCUCGUCUUGUUACUUUUAGCUGCAAAGUGGAAAGCAGUACAAAAUAUGUGCUUGUGACAAUGCCAUUUGCACAUCAGGUUGAAAAUGGCCUGCUGGAUAAUAAUACUCUAAACUUAAAUGGAAAGUAUGAGUGCACAUCAUUUAGACAGCCGGUGAUAUAGUUGGAACACUGUGCCUAUGAUCUACUGGAUUCUUUUUUGUUGUUUUUUUAGGUUUUUCUCAGAAAAUGGUCCACCAUUUUCUGUUCCUCUAGAGAGUCAAUGCCCUGCUACAGUUUUCUUAGCUUGUCCAUAGACUCCUAACAGCUGCGUGUUCUUCCUGUAUAUCGGCAGCAUCAUGUCUUUGACCUUGCACGCCAGCUUGACAGUGGUGGCUCAGUUUUCUCAGCUAGUUAUUUGAGAGAGGAAAUUUCCAUCGAAUAUGCACUGAUAGCAUUGCCAUUUUUCUGUGGAAAGAAGGAAAACUUUUUGAUGAUGGAAACAAUAAAGAUUUUAAAUAUC